AUGUGUCCGGGACACUGUGGGAUCAUGGAGAGUUCCCUGCUGCCUCUGCUCGGCACGGUGCUGGCCUGUGUGCUGGGCGUGGGGGGGUACAGUAAUGGCAGGGUGGAGGUCAGCUGUACGGACAUGCAGCCCCGUCACCGAAGCAGCCCCCAGACCACACCUCCCCCCUUCACGCUGAGCACGGACCGAGUGGACUACAGCGCGGGGGAGGACGUCACAGUGAACCUGCUCGCCCCCUCCUCCAGCCACUUCGAGGGCUUCCUUCUGCAGGCGAGGGUGCUUGGCAGUGAGUCUGUGGCGGGCUCCUUCCUCUCUGCCCCGUCUGGGACUCAGAGACUCAGCUGUGGGGGGUCUCCGAACUCAGCGCUGUCCCACUCCUCCUCCAGCGAGAAGAGCUCUGUCCAGGUGACGUGGAGACCUGCCGCUGACCAAGACGUUCACUUCUAUGCUACUAUUGUCCAGAACAUCACCGUGUACUGGGUGGCAGUGGCCAGUCCCAGGGUCCGGUUCAGCUCUGGCUCCAACAGCACAGGAGGAACCUCUUCUCUCGAACCUGCAAACACUACUGUCCCAUCAUCUGCAGUCUCCUCCAUGAUGACCACAGCUCCUCUGGGCAUUACUGUGGAGGGCUGUGGAGCGUCCAGGUUGUGCUUCAGACAGCCCCCAGACUGUGACCCAGCUCAGGAGCCUGCUGCCUGCUUCUUCAUGUCGGCCAUGGUGCUAUCCCCUGGUUCCUCCGCUGUCCACUACCAGCUCUCUGGCCCCUCUCCCGGAUACAUUGCCUUUGGCUUCUCAGACGACCGGAACAUGGGAAACGAUGACAUAUACAUCUGUGUCGAGGACGCCAGUGGACGGGUGCAGCUACAACAUGCCUUCUCCAGCGGAGCCACCACACCAGACACUGUUCCUCUGGGCAGUGUGUGGGACAUCAGGACGUCUCUGGCGGCCGGAGUGAUCAGCUGUUCAUUCAGUACCACCAACAGCAUCAGCACCCAGAGGAGCAGCCAGAGACACUACCUGCUGUACGCACACGGGCCCAGCAGCAAUGGACAGGUCCAGAUGCACUCUGGGACCUUCGUGAGUGCAGACACAGUGGACGUGUCUUCUCCAGGACAGGAGCUCCGCACAUACAGACCACUCAUCAUCAAGGCCCACGGUGAGACACUAGGAUUAUAA
Knipowitschia caucasica is the source of this 1176-nucleotide messenger RNA. The record is from the annotation of a GenBank genome assembly. NCBI's taxonomy places the organism in Eukaryota, Metazoa, Chordata, Actinopteri, Gobiiformes, Gobiidae.